UUGGCUACUAUUAACUGAAUGUAUUGAUAAAUUAUUAAUUAUUUUUAGUGUGCAAGUAUGUAACCAGUGGCGUAACUCGCCGAAUUUAUGCAGCCGUACCAAGCCACUACGAAUUACUACCAUUAGUGUGCGUGUUACAAAAUAACGACUAUGACGAAGAAUUAAGUUCAAUUUGUUUGAAUUUCUUGGUGGUAAUCGGGCACUCCCUCACUCCCAGCGCUUAUAUUCCCGCAGCUUUGUCCGCAAUGGAGCAAGUCUCGUCGUGCUCAUUUUGGUCUGCAAGAGCAGCCAUUGCGGAAUUUAUUUCUGUCCUGGUAUUCCACAAUUUCUCGACAAUCAUUGCUAAUGAGAGUUGGGUCGCACAGAUUCAAAAAAUCGUGUUGCAACUGUUAGAGGACGAACAGCCCGAGGUUAGGGUAACUGCAGCUACGUCUCUCAGCGGCUUCCUGCAUUGCCACUUUUUACCAAAUCCGGAAGCAUUAUUGUCGGAAUUUAAGUUAAAGUCAAGAACCAAAUUGAAACGUCGUAAUUUAAGCGUUAGCAAUGGGAACCAAUCGAUCAAUCAGAAUAUACGCAUCAUACAUGCGGCUGUGUUAGGGAUGUGCUCGUUUGUCAGCUGUCAUCCCUACGACGUUCCAGAUUACUUAUCGGACAUAUUUUUGGAGUUGGGCAAGCACUUAAAUGACCCACAACCUAUUCCGGCUACCAUCCAUCAAACGUUAGGCAAUUUCAAACGAACACACCAUGAUAAUUGGGAUAUACAUAAAUUAAAAUUUACAGAAGAUGAGCUUUCUGUUUUAAGUGAUUUGACUGUGCCUCCAAGUUAUUACGCCUAAUAAAUAUGGUGAUUAAAGACUAAUAUAUUCCAUUAAUAUCUUAGGUUUUGUUGCAAAUCGUCUCGUAUAAGUUGUUUUAAAUAUGUAUUUUUUAAUUUUGAAAUUUGUAUGUUUUGUUCUCUUUUUUGUAUUAUUGAUGUUAUUUUAUCUUUAAGUCUUACAUGACUAGAACGAAUGUGGAAGGGUAGGUGUGAUUAAAAAUGUUGAUUAACUUUA
This is a messenger RNA of Photinus pyralis (common eastern firefly), 1052 nucleotides long. Its product is annotated as proteasome activator complex subunit 4A-like. Lineage: Eukaryota; Metazoa; Arthropoda; Insecta; Coleoptera; Lampyridae. Gene Ontology annotation, molecular function: proteasome binding; peptidase activator activity. The transcript is spliced from 4 exons. Gene Ontology annotation, cellular component: cytosol; nucleus. Bases 246 to 836 code for a protein of 196 amino acids. Gene Ontology annotation, biological process: proteasomal ubiquitin-independent protein catabolic process. The record is from RefSeq and is a predicted model, not a curated record.